AUGCUUCAAGAUGGAAAACUCCAAGGAGGUGUUUCUAUGACUAAAGGAACCGUGUUGAACAAAUCGCAAUCUCCUUCAACGGACAUUGAAAUUAAGCAAAUGGAAGUAGUUCCAUAUAUUUCAGCAAUUGGUUCAAUUAUGUAUGUUGUGCUAUGUACUAGACUUGACGUCUCGUAUGCUUUAAGCAUGACCAGUCAUUUUCAGCAUAGUCCUAGCAUUGCCCAUUAUGUUGCAGUAAAUAACAUUCUGAGGUACUUGAGAAGAACUAAAGAUAUGUUCUUGGUGUUUAGAGGAGUGGAAGAAGAGCUCAUGGUAAGGUGUUACACUGAUGCUAGCUUCCAAAGUGACCGAGAUGAUUCUCUCUCACAAUCAGGAUUCGUAUUCACUCUAAAUGGAGGAGCUUUCUGUUGGAAAAGCUCCAAACAGAGUGUAGUGGUGGAUUCAACCACCGAAUCCAAAUGUAUAACUACAUCAGAUGCUGCAAAAGAAUCUUCUUGGAUGAAGUAG
Helianthus annuus (common sunflower) is the source of this 507-nucleotide messenger RNA. RefSeq names its product secreted RxLR effector protein 161-like. The coding region runs from base 1 to 507 and encodes 168 amino acids. Lineage: Eukaryota; Viridiplantae; Streptophyta; Magnoliopsida; Asterales; Asteraceae. The transcript has a single exon. The record is from RefSeq and is a predicted model, not a curated record.